GCGCAUCGCGAUUGGUCUUUCGGAGGAUUAGGAAAUGGUGUGUGAAAGGGUUAGUGGCUGGUCAUCUAUUUGGAACUAGAGCAAGAGCUUUCGUUUCUGUAUGUGUUGUUUAUUUAAGUUUCACAGACAGUGCCGCGCCGAGGUAUCUUUUGGUUGUAUCUGUUCAAACCCACACAUUGAGCCACGACUACUAUAUAGAGGGAGCUUUUGUUUGUAAAACGAUAAAUGCUAACUAGCUAGCUCGCUAGCUUGCUCACUGUCUUGAGUCGUGAGGAGCGUUGUUGGCUCUUACUAGCCAGCUACCGUGUGGAUUAGUUCAGUGGUCUCAUGCUCAACAUUUUACCAACGACGAUGUCUUUGACAUAGCCAACUGACAUUACCUGUAUGCGUGUAGAGACACUUGUGAUGCAGGUUGUAUGUGGUCACUGGAACGUCAGGUAUAGCUACUACCUCAUGCGGAAUAACUGUCGUAGCUAGCUAGCGAUAGCUAACUACUCCAAUGGAAUAGGAUAUAAAAGUGAAUGAUCAGCUGAUUGAGCCAAACAGCUAAUCUGUUUAGCUAGCUAUAGUUGUCCUCGUUGAUUAAGGGCUGAGUGGAUGUUCCGCAAUGAAGGCGAUGAGGAUCUGUCAACUUCUAAUUGUUGUUCUAUUUAUGUCUCUGGGAACAACAGCUGAUUUGCAAGCGGAAGAGAACGAAGUGGCAGACGUCAAACAGAACAUAGAGGAGGAGGAACAGGUCCCAGUAGGGGCCCGUGUGGUAGCUGGGCAGUCGGUUUACCAACAGGAGUCCCCCCCCACGGAGGAGCAGGAUCAUGGAGGGAGAGUGCCGGAGAUGGAAAUAGAGGGGGAAGACAAGGAAGACCUCCCUGACCAGCCCCCCCCUAUCAAAGAGAAGCCCAAAGAGAUUCCUGUGGUGAAUGGGGGCACAGCCUCAGGGGAGCCCUGUCUGUUCCCGUUCCUCUUUAUGGGUAAGGUGUACACCGACUGCACUACAGAGGGCCGCCGGGACGGCAGGCUGUGGUGUGCCACCACCUACGACUACGACCGGGAAAAGAAAUGGGGCUUCUGUGAAACGGAGGAGCAGGCCGAUCAGAGGCGGGAAGCUGAGGAGGCCGAGGAACACUACCAGUCUGCCAUCCGGAUGAUCAACAGCACUAACCGAAAGAGCCAGAAGAAAGAGGCGUAUGAGAGGCUGCUGGAGAUCUCCAGGAGAGGCCACACCAAAGCCACAGAGAAGGUGGCUUACGCCAUGCUGUUUGGGGACUACAUGACCCAGAACGUCUCUCAGGCCAAGGGUCUGUUUGAGAAGCUGGCACUUGAUGGAUCUCCCAAAGCCCAAAUGGCUCUCGGCUUCCUGUACGCGGCAGGUCUGGGAGUGAACUCCAGUCAAGCGAAGGCUUUGGUUUACUACACCUUUGGUGCCUUGGGGGGUAACCUGGUUGCCCAUAUGAUUCUGGGCUACAGAUACUGGGGUGGAGUCGGUGUGCCUCAGAGCUGCGAAUCAGCGCUCACCCACUACAGACUCGUGGCCAAUCACGUGGCCAAUGACGUCUCCCUGACCGGAGGCAGUGCCGUGCAGAGGAUCCGGCUGCUGGACGAGGCGGAGAACCCGGGUUCCACCAGCGGCAUGCUGGAGGAGGACCUCAUUCAGUACUACCAGUUCCUGGCGGAGAAGGGAGACGUCCAGGCACAGGUUGGACUGGGUCAGCUGCAUCUUCACGGUGGCCGAGGAGUCGAACAGAAUCACCAGCGUGCCUAUGACUACUUCAACCAAGCUGCCAACGCGGGGAACACCCAUGCCAUGGCCUUUUUAGGAAAGAUGUACUCUGAGGGUAGUGAGUCUGUGCCCCAGAACAACGACACGGCGCUGCAGUACUUCAAAAAAGCCUCCGACAUGGGGAACCCAGUGGGACAGAGUGGUCUGGGAAUGGCCUACCUGUAUGGAAGAGGGGUCCCUGUGAACUAUGAGUUGGCACUCAAGUACUUCCAGAAGGCUGCUGAACAGGGUUGGGUGGACGGCCAGCUUCAACUAGGAACCAUGUACUACAAUGGCAUCGGGGUAAAGCGAGACUACAAGCAGGCUCUAAAAUACUUCAACCUGGCCUCUCAGGCCGGCCACAUCCUGGCCUUCUACAACCUGGCACAGAUGCACGCCACUGGCACAGGGGUCAUGAGGUCAUGCCAUACUGCCGUGGAGCUCUUUAAGAAUGUGUGUGAGCGUGGGCGCUGGUCUGAGCGCCUGAUGACGGCCUACGGCAGCUUUAAGGACGGGGACAUGGACUCCGCGAUGGUGCAGUACCUGCUGCUGGCCGAGCAGGGCUACGAGGUCGCCCAGAGCAACGUGGCCUUCAUCCUGGACCAGACAGCAGAUGGAUCUCACAUCUUCAGUGAGAAUGAGACGUAUCCACGAGCGCUGCUCCACUGGACCAGAGCUGCUGCCCAGGGCUACACAGUGGCCCGCAUCAAACUGGGCGACUACCAUUUCUAUGGCUACGGCACAGACGUGGACUAUGAGACGGCCGUCAUUCACUAUCGGCUGGCCUCCGAACAGCAGCACAGCGCCCAGGCCAUGUUCAACCUGGGCUACAUGCACGAGAAAGGCCUGGGCAUCAAACAGGAUAUCCACCUGGCCAAGCGCUUCUAUGACAUGGCAGCCGAGGCCAGUCCUGAUGCCCAGGUGCCCGUGUUCCUGGCGCUGUGCAAGCUGGGAGUCGUCUACGCACUUCAGUACCUGCAGGAUCUCAAUAUGACGGACAUGGUCUCUCAGGUGGACCUAGACCAGCUGCUGGGCCCUGAGUGGGAUCUGUACCUGAUGACGGUCAUCGCCCUGCUGCUGGGCACGGUCAUCGCCUACCGCCAGCGGCAGCACCAGGCCCCCCUCCCGCGCCCCCCUCCCGUGCCCCCGAGGGCCCCCGCCGAGCAGCCUGAGCACCCAGGCCCCGCCAUGCCUGAGGAGCAGUGAUACAUCCCUGCCCAGCCGUUGCCACCAGGAGGGGGAGGAGGAGAGAGCGGGUUGAGGAGGGAGGGGGUGGGGGGUAUCAGGAGCGCUAAGAGACUCAAAUCAGAACGUCUUCACUCUCUGUACCCUCUCACCCUCCCAGGAACCUGCCCCAAAGCCAAUGGAAGAGACCAUCAUCCAACCUCCCCCUUCUCUCUUUUUCUUCUUAAGCUGAUCCACCGAUGCUCCAGUCCUGUCUAACACACACCUCCAGCCUCCUCUUCACACAGCCCCCCCCCCCCCCCCCACCCCUCUUACAUUUCAGUUCAGUGGACAAAAGAAGACGGAGACACUGAGCGACGAAAUUGAAACAAGUGUCCCUUUAAGACAUUGAGUUCCCAAGUCCCCAGCCAAGUCUCCUAUCUCCCCACGUGGGGUCAAGAGGUCGUGGCGUGAUCCUUCCACGGGUGACGCCUGGCAACACCACAAAACCCUUCUGAAUCCUCAGCCUCAAUAAGGGACGCUGUCAAUGAGAGGAAGAGGGAGACAGAAAGAAAGACAACAAAAAUGUCCUUUCUUCGACAACCCUUGUGGACUGCUUGAGGGUGCAGACAUUACAGACUGUCCAGAGUGGUCAGGGAGACUGGGUAGUGUUUCCUUGGCACUUGGAACACAUAGAGGAAAAUGAAUGCUCAUGAAUGAAACGUUUUAAAAGUCAGUUUUGCUUGCCUGUUGAUGUUCUUUUCCAUUUCUUUCUGUAGCAACUGUAGCUCUCUUGGCUAGCAAUAUGAGUUGUCAUCACGUCUUCUGCCAUGAGGUCAAAUGUGGAGGAUGUCAUUGCUGUUGUGUAUUUUCUUUAAAAAAAAAAAAAAAAGUUUCAGGAAUGUUGCCAGGCAUAUUCUGAUAUGUUCUGUUCUGUUGGAGAACAUGUUCUUCAGGCACAUGUGUCAUAUUCAGGAGAACUACCAGAGGAACACUGUUGGCAGCCCUUCAGCCGAGUUGACCAGGGAUGUUUGGCAGUAGAGUGUUUGUUGUUGAUGUAAAAUAAAUCUGACAAGGUUAAUACUUAA
Molecule: messenger RNA, 4008 nt
Organism: Clupea harengus (Atlantic herring)
Lineage: Eukaryota; Metazoa; Chordata; Actinopteri; Clupeiformes; Clupeidae
Gene: sel1l
Product: SEL1L adaptor subunit of SYVN1 ubiquitin ligase
Biological process (GO): ERAD pathway
Cellular component (GO): endoplasmic reticulum membrane
Molecular function (GO): protein binding
Source: RefSeq, a predicted model, not a curated record